CCCCUCGAAACUCCUUUUUCUUUUUCUUUUUCUUUUAUUUUUCCAUACUAUUUUCCAUUUUUUUUUUGCCCUUUCUCGUUUUUUUGAAUCCCGCGCAAUCUCUCUCCUUACCAAUUCGCUUCUUCUUCUUCUUCUUUUUCGUCUUAGGGCUUAUCUUUUUCGAUUCCGCCAUGUUUCGCGCACCCUAAUUCUCUGUGAAAUCUUCGCAUCGACGCCAGAGAAACUCGCUCGCCUCGAAGCCAAUCAAUAACCGUUCCCAUGGCGGGGGAGGGGAAUGCUCCUCCCGGCGGCGGUGAUGGUGGCGAUUCGUCGUUGAGAGCUCCGUCGUCGUUCGUGAAAAAGGGCGACCGGCAAUUGUUCACGGUGGAGCUCCGGCCGGGAGAGACCACCAUAGUGUCGUGGAAGAAGCUGAUGAAGGACGCCAGCAAGGUUAACAAUGGAUCCGCUUCCGCACCCGAACACCGUCCCAACGUAAACCCUGCGCUCGAGUCCAGAAUCGCUCCGGGGAAACCUGCUGAGAUUGAAGAACAAGAUGCUCCUCAGACAAACCGUUUCAGUGCUGUAAUAGAGAAGAUUGAACGCCUUUACAUGGGUAAGGAUAGUAGUGAUGAGGAGGAUCUACUUGAUGUUCCUGAUGAUCAGUAUGAUACAGAAGACUCUUUCAUCGAUGAUGCUGAGCUGGAUGAGUAUUUUGAGGUUGAUAAUUCUGCAAUCAAGCAUGACGGAUUCUUUGUAAAUAGGGGGAAGUUGGAACGCAUAAAUGAACCUCCAGUAUUACCUAACCAGCAAGCAAAGAAAAGGCGCCGUAAGGAUAUAUCGAAGAAUUCUGGUGAAGAAGAUGGUCAUGGAUCAAAUAAUCAUGUUAAAGUGGGCAAGACAGCUGCUGGAAAGAAUGCAUUGUUACCUGGGAAGAAUAUGUCUAAUUCCUCACAGAAUUUUGUUGUACCGGGUGAACAUUAUGAAGACUUGAAAUUUCGGAAUCAAUUGGAUAUCUCUGGAAUUAGUUCAAAAAAGAAAAUUGCUGAUACUAGACCAAUAUCAGAUCCUUCUGUCUGUUUGAAAGUAUCAAAUGAUGAUGUUCCCUCUUCUGUGGCAGAAGCAAAAGAUGCUGAUAAACAGAAGAUAGGAGUACUUCAAUCUAAGAACACAAGUCAUAAAUAUAAAGAUGCAAGUGGAUUGCUUGAUACUUCUCAUCAGAAGUUCCAUGAAAAAAAUGCAUAUGCACAUUCCAAAUCCCAACUUGGAACACCCCCAAGCAAAAUUGAUGAGUUAGAAAAUACAGGUCGGUCAAAAGAAAAAAAUGGCACCCGUGAACUACCAGAUCUUAACUUGUCUGUGGGAAAAUCUGCUCUUCAAGCACCAAAAUCUGAAAACAUGCUCAAGAAAGAUGGUUCUAGUGUCAGGCCAAAAAUUACAAUGCUUGAGAAAGCUAUUCGGGAGUUAGCAAAGAUGGUUGCGGAAUCAAGGCCACCAGCUGUGGAAAACCAGGAGGCUGAUAGCACGUCCCAGGCAGUCAAACGAAGAUUGCCAAGAGAAAUAAAGCUAAAACUUGCUAAAGUUGCUAGAUUAGCGCAGGCAAGCCAAGGGAAACUUUCGAAGGAGUUAAUUAGCCGUCUUAUGAGUAUUGUUGGGCACCUGAUGCAACUCAGAACACUAAAGAGAAAUUUAAAAAUUAUGAUUAGUUCAGGUUUGUCCGCGAAGCAGGAGAAAGAUGAUAGGUUUCAACAGACAAAGAAGGAAGUUGUUGAGAUGAUAAAGAUACAGGCCCCAUCUAUGGAAUCCAAGCAACAGCAACAAGCUGGAGCAUCUGGGGAUCAAGAGUUAAAUCCUGAUGGAAAACCAAUAGCUAAAAAGAAUUUUAGUAUGGACACUGCAUUGGAGGACAAGAUUUGUGAUCUCUAUGACCUUUUUGUUGAUGGAUUGGAUGAAAAUUCAGGUCCGCAAAUCAGAAAGUUGUAUGCUCAGCUUGCGGAAUUAUGGCCAAAUGGUUACAUGGACAACCAUGGGAUCAAACGAGCAAUUUGCAGGGCAAAAGAGAGGCGCAGAGCACUGUACAGCAGACAUAAGGAUCAGGAAAAGAUAAAGAGGAAAAAGUUAUUUGCACCUCGGCCAGAGGAGAAUGUUCAAUUUAAUGCUAGCUCAAUUAAUUCGCAACAAAACACGCGUGAGAGAUCAGCUUCAGAAUCUAGCAGUCAUGCUUUUGCUUCUGUGAACAAGGCAGUUUCUAAUACAGCUACAGCUGCUCGGGUUCUCAAUCCUUCAGUAAAUGGUCCAAAACAAGAAAAAUCAAAGGGAAGUUCAAGUGGUUCCCUGGAUGAUGUCAAGGCUGCAGAUGGUGUUUUAAUAAAGAAGAAGGUAAAGAGAAAGCCAGAACUGGAGCUGGAAGGAACUCAUUUUCGCCCUGAGAAGCUGGCUUCUAUGCAGGGAGAAGAAAGGCCUAGGUCCCUAAAGCAGUCUGUAGUUCUUUCCCCCAAAUCAAACCUUCAAACAUCAUCUCUCCCUGGUCUUGAACAGUCAAGCUAACAUGAUAUCAACUAUGAUGUUUAGACAAAGGAAUGUCCGUGUAUCACAAUUUUUUGUUUUUUUACUAUUUUAUUUUUCUCUCAAUCCUCCCCUCCCAAAAUCAAUUUGUAUCCUACUAAUUGUUACCAUUUUUGUAAUUAAAUAUCCUUGCAAGGUCUUGCUGGUAGUGGUACUUUUGCAUUCAGCUUGCAAUUUUGAUGGGAAGACAAGCUUUAGUUAUCUAGAAUUGAGAUUGAGUAGAGUAGUUAUACUUGGCUUAAGACAAUUGAAGUAAAUUUUUGUGGUUCUCGAACACGUGUCAUUGAUCAAAAUUCAAUUUGAAGUGGCCUAGCUAGAGGUUAAA
This is a messenger RNA of Gastrolobium bilobum, 2866 nucleotides long. RefSeq names its product ubinuclein-1. NCBI's taxonomy places the organism in Eukaryota, Viridiplantae, Streptophyta, Magnoliopsida, Fabales, Fabaceae. The transcript is spliced from 13 exons. Gene Ontology annotation, cellular component: nucleus. The record is from RefSeq and is a predicted model, not a curated record. Bases 259 to 2523 code for a protein of 754 amino acids.